This is a messenger RNA of Cynocephalus volans (Philippine flying lemur), 7443 nucleotides long. It is a transcript of the gene MGAM2, whose product is annotated as maltase-glucoamylase 2 (putative). The record is from RefSeq and is a predicted model, not a curated record. Lineage: Eukaryota; Metazoa; Chordata; Mammalia; Dermoptera; Cynocephalidae. Gene Ontology annotation, molecular function: alpha-1,4-glucosidase activity; carbohydrate binding. The coding region runs from base 1 to 7443 and encodes 2480 amino acids. Gene Ontology annotation, biological process: carbohydrate metabolic process. The transcript is spliced from 53 exons.
AUGGCGAGGAAGCUCACCAUAUUGGAAUUCCUUCUGUUCAUCUUCAACAUAAUUUUAGUAGCUGCAGACAUCUUCUUGUUGCUUCUCUUAUUGGAGGAAUCAGAUUCUUCAUUUAUUCCAGAGUGCCCAGAGAUCCUCGCAUCAGAAAGGAUAGACUGCACACCUGGCCAGGUUGUGACAGAGGAUGUCUGCAGGUGGCAAUAUAAGUGCUGCUGGAAUCCUGUGGCAGAUUCUGACGUCCCUGCAUGCUUCUUCCCUAGGAACUGGGGCUAUGAAGUCAGCUAUCACUACAAAAACACAAGCACAGAAUUUACUGCCCAGUUGAAAAGGAUACCAUCCCCAUCUCUAUUUGGAAAUGACAUCACCAACACCCUUUUCACAGCUGAAUAUCAGACAUCCAGUCGAUUUCGUUUUAAGAUCACUGAUUUUGAUAACAUACGCUAUGAAGUCCCCCAUGAAAACAUUAAGGUGGUUAAUGGGACUGCUGAUACCUCCAAUUUGAACUAUCACAUGGAGGUCACUGAUAAACCCUUCAGCAUCAAAAUAAUGAGGACGAGCAACAAAAGAGUUUUGUUGGACACAAGCAUCGGGCCACUCCAAUUUGCUUAUCAGUACCUGCAGCUGUCUUUCCGGCUGCCCAGCGCCAACGUGUACGGGCUGGGGGAACACGUGCACCAGCAGUUCCGCCACAACAUGACCUGGAAGACUUGGCCCAUCUUCACCCGGGACGCUACCCCCACGGAGGGCAUGAUUAAUCUGUAUGGAGCUCAUACAUUCUUCUUGUGCCUCGAAGACACCAGUGGCUCCUCUUUUGGAGUUUUUCUGAUGAACAGUAAUGCCAUGGAGGUCACCCUUCAGCCUGCUCCUGCCAUCACUUACCGUACGAUUGGGGGCAUUCUGGACUUUUACGUAUUCCUGGGAAACACUCCAGAACAAGUGGUUCAGGAAUACCUGGAGCUUGUCGGACGACCAUUCUUGCCUUCCUACUGGAGUCUUGGGUUUCAGCUUAGUCGUAGGGAUUAUGGUGGUAUCAAUGGAUUGAAGGAGGUUGUGAACCGAACUCGUUUAGCUGGGAUCCCAUAUGAUGUCCAGUACUCUGACAUAGACUACAUGGAUGGAAAGAAGGAUUUCACUCUGGAUAAUGGGGCUUACUCUGGUCUCUCAAAUUUUGCCAAGGAAUUACAUAACAACGGACAGAAAUACAUAAUUAUUGUGAAUCCUGGCAUCCUUCAAGACUCUGACUACCAGCCCUAUAACAAUGGAAGCACAAAGAGAGUCUGGAUCUUGGGGAGCAAUGGCUUUGCUGUUGGGGAGGGAUAUCCGGGACCAACAGUCUUUCCUGAUUACAGCAAUCCAGUGUGUACUCAGUGGUGGACAGAUCAAUUCACUGAAUUUCAUAAAGAUCUGGAGUUUGACGGAGUGUGGAUUGAAAUGGAUGAAGUAUCUAGCUUUCUACACGGUUCUGAUCACGAGUGUGAAUUAAACUACUUGAACUUUCCUCCUUUUACUCCUCGAGUUCUGGAUGGCUUACUUUUUGCAGGAACUCUCUGUAUGGACACAGAGCUUCAAUGGGGUCUUCACUAUGAUGUCCACAGCUUGUAUGGCUACUCCAUGGCAAGAGCCACGGACUCGGCCUUGGAGGCUGUCUUCCCCAACGAGAGAAGCUUCAUCUUAUCCCGUUCCACCUUUGCUGGAUCUGGCAAAUUUGCUGCUCACUGGUUGGGGGACAAUGCGGCCACAUGGGAUGACCUCCGGUGGUCCAUCCCAAGUAUCCUUGAGUUCAACCUGUUUGGCAUCCCCAUGGUAGGUGCCAACAUCUGUGGUUACACAAAAAAUGUCACGGAGGAGCUCUGUAGAAGGUGGAUGCAGCUUGGAGCAUUUUAUCCUUUAUCAAGGAAUCACAAUGGGCCUGGAUUCAGGGACCAGGACCCUGCUGCCUUUGGUGCCGACUCCCUGCUGUUGAAUUCCUCCAUACACUACCUGAACAUCCGCUACACCCUGCUGCCCUAUCUCUACACCCUUUUCUACCACGCUCACACCCGGGGGGAGACAGUAGCAAGGCCCCUUGUGCAUGAGUUCUACCAGGACUCGGCCACAUGGGAGGUGCAAGAGCAGUUCUUGUGGGGGCCUGGACUCCUCAUCACGCCUGUUCUAUAUGAAGGUGUGGACCAAGUGAAAGCAUAUGUACCAGAUGCCAUCUGGUAUGACUAUGAGACAGGAGUGGCCAUCCAGUGGAGGAAACAGUGGGUGGACAUGCUACUCCCAGGUGAUAGGAUAGGAAUUCACCUUCGAGAGGGCUACAUAUUUCCCACCCAACAGCCAAACACCACCACAGAGACCAGCCGGAAGAAUUCCCUGGGACUCAUUAUCGCCUUGGACUAUAAGAGAGAAGCCAAGGGCAUGCUGUACUGGGAUGAUGGUGUAUCUAAGGACGCUGUAACUGAAAAGAAUUACAUCCUGUAUGACUUCUCUGUUACCUCUAACUGUCUACAGGCAAAGAUUACAAAUAAUGAUUAUAUGGACCCUGACAACCUCAGGUUUACAGAUAUCAGGAUCUUGGGGAUGGACAAGCAGCCUACUAAUUUUACUGUCUUAUUGAAUAAUGCUGCCACCUCCAGUCCAAGUGUUGUCUACAGUGCUUCAACAAAGGUGGUAACCAUCACUGACCUCCAGGGACUGGCACUGGGACAAGAAUUCUCCAUUGAAUGGGAUCUUUUGGUCAGUGACCUGGAGAAGUUCAGCUGCUACCCUGAGGAUUCUGCUGCCUCCGAGGAGAGUUGCAAGCAGCGGGGGUGCCUUUGGGAGCACACAACUACUCCUGGCGUGCCCACCUGCUACUAUGACACUAUCCCUAAUUAUGCUGCCAGUAACAUUCAGUACCUGCCCACGGGCAUCACUGUGGACCUGAAUCUCCUGGCGGCCCCUGAGUUGGCACAGACGGCAAAGUCGGCAGGGAAGGCGGCAUUGGGGGGCGUGCCACCCUCACUCCUAGUAGCAGACACCACCUCUGAUGCUCUCUCUGCAAGGAUUGGCUCCCUCAGCCUGAGUGUGAUCUACCACACAGAGAACAUGCUGCAGGUGAAGAUCUACGAUCCCACCAAUAAAAGGUAUGAGGUCCCAGUACCUCUGAACACCCCUCCCUCACCAGUUGGCUCCCUUGAACACCGCCUGUAUGAUGUCAGGAUUCAGAUCGAUCCAUUCGGAAUCCAGAUUCGACGCAGAAGCUCCCAUGCUGUGAUUUGGGAUUCUCAGCUCCCUGGUUUCACCUUCAACGACAUGUUCCUCUCCAUUUCUACCCGCCUCCCCUCUCAGUACCUCUAUGGCUUUGGGGAAACUGAGCACACAACUUUCAGAAGAAACAUGAGCUGGAACAUGUGGGGAAUGUUUGCUCGCGAUGAGCCACCAGCGUACAAGAAGAAUUCCUAUGGUGCCCACCCUUACUAUAUGGCACUGGAAGAGGAUGGCAGUGCCCAUGGAGUGCUCCUGCUGAACAGCAAUGCCAUGGAUGUGACAGUCCAGCCCACUCCCGCCCUAACAUACCACACCACAGGAGGGAUUUUGGACUUUUAUAUGGUUUUGGGGCCAACUCCUGAACUUGUAACUCAGCAAUAUACUGAGUUGAUCGGUCGGCCAGCAAUGACUCCGUAUUGGGCCUUGGGAUUCCAGCUGAGUCGCUAUGGAUACCAGAAUGAUGCUGAAAUCUCUGAUCUGUACGAUGCAAUGGUGGCAGCCCAGAUUCCCUAUGACGUCCAGCAUGUUGACAUCGAUUACAUGGACCGGAAGCUGGACUUCACCCUCAGCCCCAACUUUCAAAACUUCAGUUUCCUGAUUGAGCAAAUGAAGAAAGAUGGCAUGCGAUUUAUUCUCAUGCUGGACCCAGCCAUUUCUGGUAAUGAGACAGAUUAUCUCACGUUCACUAGAGGAGAGGAAAACAACGUGUUCAUCAAAUGGCCUGACACCAAUGACAUUGUCUGGGGAAAGGUUUGGCCAGAUCUGCCCAAUGUAAAUGUGAAUGAAUCCCUUGACCAUGAAACUCAGGUUAAGCUGUACAAGGCCUACGUUGCUUUUCCUGACUUUUUGCGUAAUAGCACAGCUGCAUGGUGGAAGAAAGAGAUAGUGGAGCUCUAUGCAAAUCUUCAAGAGCCAGAGAAGAGCUUGAAGUUUGAUGGAUUGUGGAUUGAUAUGAAUGAGCCAUCAAACUUUGUGGAUGGAUCUGUCACUGGCUGCAGAGAUGAACUUCUGAAUAACCCACCCUAUAUGCCAUAUUUGGAAUCCAGGGACUGGGGCCUGAGCAACAAGACCUUGUGCAUGGAGAGCCAGCAGAUCCUGCUGGACGGCUCCCCGGUGCGGCACUAUGACGUGCACAGCCUGUACGGGUGGUCCCAGACCAGACCCACAUACGAAGCCGUGCAGGAGGUGACAGGGCAGCGAGGAGUUGUCAUCAGCCGCUCCACAUUCCCCUCUUCUGGCCGCUGGGCAGGACACUGGCUGGGAGACAACACGGCUGCGUGGGACCAGCUGGGGAAAUCUAUCAUUGGCAUGAUGGAGUUCAGUCUCUUUGGAAUUUCUUAUACAGGAGCAGACAUUUGUGGGUUCUUUGGAGAUGCUGAAUAUGAGAUGUGCAUUCGCUGGAUGCAACUGGGGGCAUUUUAUCCAUUUUCCAGGAACCACAACACCAUCGGGACAAGGAGACAAGAUCCUGUGGCCUGGAAUUCAACCUUCGAGAUGUUCUCAAGAAAAGUCCUCCAGACCAGAUAUACCCUGCUGCCUUAUCUCUACACUCUGAUGCAUAAAGCUCACGCUGAGGGCAGCACUGUCGUCCGACCCCUUCUCCACGAGUUUACAGAUGACAACACAACAUGGGAUAUAGACCGUCAGUUCUUGUUGGGUCCUGCCCUCUUAAUCAGCCCUGUGCUGGAAAGUAACACAUUUGAGAUCCAUGCUUAUUUUCCCAGAGCCCGUUGGUAUGACUAUAGCACGGAAUCUGGUGAUGAAUCGACAGGUGAGUGGAAAAUCCUGCAGGCUCCCCUUGACCACAUCAACCUUCAUGUCAGAGGAGGCUACAUCCUGCCUUGGCAAGAGCCUGCAAUGAACACUCACUCCAGUCGACAAAACUUUAUGGGAUUGACUGUUGCUCUGGAUGAAAAUGGGAGUGCUGAAGGUCAGGUGUUCUGGGAUGACGGAGAAAGCAUCGACACCUAUGAAAAUGGAAGCUAUUUCCUGGCAAACUUUACAGCAGCUCAGAACAUCUUGCAAAUCCAGACCAUACAUAAUAAGUAUUUGAGUGAUUCAAAUCCACUGAAAGUUGGAUAUAUUAGAAUCUGGGGUAUGAACUCUUCUUAUGUGACAGAAGUCAAUUUUAUCUAUGACAACCAGCAAUUCAUGGAGACAAAUUUCAAGAGUGACCCUUACAAUCGGACACUAACUAUUCAACUGACUGACAAGAUUAUCAGUCUGGAAAAGUUAACUGAAGUUUUCUGGGUUCAUGGUGGUCCUGUAGUUUCUACUCCAACUGUGACCAGUACUUUCCCAACGAGUUACCAUCCUUCUCCAUCUACUACUCAGGCAACCAGUACUGAGAUUGUCACUAGUUCUGCCACUGCAAGUACCAUUGCUAUCACUAGUGCUAGUCUUCCCAUCACAACUACUCCUGCCCCAACAAAUGCUAACACUAGCACUAUUGUUCCUAGUACAACUAUGCCUUUCCCUGUAAACACUACUAAUGCUACUCUUCCUGUCACACCAGCACCUUUUCUUAUGAAUACUGCUGAUGCUAACACUAGCACUAUAGUUCCUAGUACAACUAUGCCUUUCCCUGUAAACACUACUAAUGCUACUCUUCCUGUCACACCAGCACCUUCUCUUAUGAGUACUGCUGAUGCUAACACUAGCACUACAGUUCCUAGUACAACUAUGCCUUUCCCUGUAAAUACUACUAAUGCUACUACUAAUGCUACUCUUCCUGUCACACCAGCACCUACUCUUACGAGUACUGCUGAUGCUAACACUAGUACUACUGUUCCUAGUACAACUAUGCCUUUCCAUGUGAACACUACUAAUGCUACUCUUCCUGUCACACCAGCACCUUCUCUUACGACACCUUCUCUUACGAGUACUGCUGAUGCUAACACUAGCACUACUGUUCCUAGUACAACUAUGCCUUUUCCUGUAAAUACUACUAAUAAUACUACUAAUGCUACUCUUCCUAUCACAACACCACCUUCUACAAGUAGUGCUGAUGCUAACACUGGUACUACAGUUCCUAGUACAGCUAUGCCUUCUCCUGCAAGUACUAUCAGUGCUAGCACUAUUGCUAUGGUUCCUGUUACAACUCUCGCUUUCCUGGAAAGUACUGCUGAUGCUAGUACCACUGUGAUUAUUACCACUACUCCUUCCCUAGAAAGUACUACAGAUGUUAGCACUAGUGCUACUAUUCCUAAUAUAACUACUCCUUCCCCUACACAUACUACAAAUGACAGCACUAGUACUAAGGUUUCUAUUUUAACCACUUUAUCCCAUACAAGUACUGAUGAUGCUAGUCUUAAUACUAGUGUUCAAAUUACAGCUACUCCUUCUCUUACAAGUACCACUAGCAAUAGUUUUCCUAAUGUGACUACUUCUUUCUCUGAAAGUACUAAUGCUAUGAAUACUACAGUUGUUAUGGUAACUACUUCUCCUACAAAUGCUGAUAUUCCCAGCACUAGUAAUGAUGCUUCUACUUCAGAUCUUUCCCUUACAAUGCCUAGUGGUGACAGCACUACCAAUACUGUUUCUCUACUGACUACCAGCACUGGUAAUAUUGUUCCUAUCAUGACUACUACUUCUUGUCCAAGUACUGAUGCUAUUGGUACAAAUAAUACUAUUCCUGUCUUGACUACUUAUUACGAAACACCUCCCACCACUUCUACCUCUGCUCUUGCUUCUACUCCUAACUCUACUAUGCCUAUUUUGAGCAUGUUUCCAACAAAUGAUACACUCACUACUGAUUUAAUUACUAAUUUUACUACCCCUGCAGAUGUUAAAACUGACACCACAGACAUCAUACAGUUCACUACUCCUCAUUCCGCUACUACUACAACACUAACCAUAAGCCACACAACAUUAAUUUCCACAAAUUUUCCUAAUCCAGGCACCAUUGAUAUUACUGAUGCAGAUAACUCCAGCAGCAUUACAAGUAACUCUACAGACAUUUCGAUCCCAAAUAUCACAACAGCCUCAGACGCAAUAACAACUGCUGUUCUAGAUACAGAAACUCACCAUCUUACAACAACAAAUUCUAUGGCCAGUUAUUUCCCUGUUACUGCAACUAGUGCUCCCACAGACACUACAAAUUUUACCACACAUGCUUUAAAUACUACCACUCCUGAUACAACAAUAAUGGAUUCUUCUGCUACUGCAUCUACUUAUAUUGAAAAUGCCAUAAAUGCUACCCUAGUUCAAUGA